CGCCUUCUGCUCACCGCACCUAACAAGUAGUAGUUGCUGACACCCUAACGUCACAUCGCCACUCAUUUUAGCAAGUUAUCUUUCGUACUUGUUCCAUCGGGACUUCGACUGCGUCAUAUCCCAUCUGUAGCGCGUCUCUGCUGUUGUUGUAGGUUUAGGUUUGGCAGUAUGGUGGUGCCUCACGAUGUUCGUUAAAACGAGUGUCUUGGAAGAUAGGGGAGAGAAGAGACGUUUCUUUCAGCUUUCCUAUGGCAAACUUGGCCUGUCCAGUUUAUCUGGUGCGCAGUAUUGAGACCGCUCGGUUUGACCGAUAUGUGAGGCAGCAGAGAGGUCGGCCAUCUUAGGGUGGGAAAAUACUUAGGCUUAUAAGUGAAAGGGACGACCGAAAGGCACCAGAACGAGUUAGGUCUAACAAGCGAGGUUCGUUGCGUGGGUGGUAGUAACAUCUGCUUCUGUAGCGGCGACCGGGCGAGUUAGGGUUAACCCACGUCAGGCGGAGAAGUGGUUGCCUUCGAGAACAUUCUAAGAGCAGAGUGGAUGAUUUAUCCGCAUAAGCAGUCUCGACUUUGACAAUAGCAACACAGCCAAUUCCGCUUCUAUUGGUAGUUUUCUCGCCAUCGGUGCCACCGCCUGAGGCCGUUCCGGUUCGGUAGCUUCGGUUUGUGCUCUAUCGUCCCACCAUGGACGUCCCUAGAUCGAUGUCGUCCGAACCGACUCGUUCGCGGCAUGUUGCGGACGAGGAUAGCGACCAGAUGGAGAUGGACGGGGAGGUCAGCGCGUCCAAAUUUAGAAAAGACCUCCUAAAGUGGAAGAAGAACCGGAGCAAUCUAGGAAUCGGGGGAAGUGCCAAGGAGCACGGGUCCGAGAGCAUGGUAGGAGCGGGAGGCGCCGGCGCGAACCUUAGUUUCGGCGACGAGGGGUUUUCGUGGAAGACAUGGCGGCUGUCGCGGCAGCUGGGGUUCACUUCGCAGGACGUGAACACGGUGAAGGAGUUUCUCAAGCACCGCGACGCGUGGAGCACUCUGGAGGACAGCCCGUCCAACCGCUUCUACGUGUUCGAGUACAUGCAGAACGUCCGCGCCAACCAUCCCAAUAUCCUCAAGGAAUUCCGCGAGGCGUUGUUCACGCACAAUCUCACGGAGGACGAUCUAAACCAGGAGAAGCGCGAGACGCUGCAGCUGCUCGCGCUCAUGUUCUGCGACAAGGAGGGGCUGUGGCGCCUGCGCAAGCAGCAACUGCUGGAGAUUAUAGUCUCCUCCAAAUCCUGGAUUGACCGACACGGUGGCGGGGGAGGGGGCGGGGGGGGAUCAGAAGGGGGUUCUGGUGGUGGUGGUGGCGGUGGUGGGGGUGAGUCUCGAUCCUCGUCGUCUUCGCCGUUUAGCCGGGUGGCCUCGCGGAAGGCGCCGGGGGGGAUCAACAGCGCGGAAGAGGGGGCGGCGGCGGCGGCGGCGCACCGUUUUGCGCGCGUGAACUCGCGGCAGGCGGCUGGCGGGCUCAACAGCGCGGACGGCGGCGGGCACGGCGCGAAUUUCGCCCGCGUGAGCUCGAGAAAAGCGACGGGGGGGAUUAACUCUAUUGAGGAGGAGCAGCGGCAUGCGGCGGCGUUUGCGCGCGUGAACUCGCGGCAGGCCGCUGGGGGGCUCAACAGCGCGGACGGCGGCGGCGGCGGGCACCCGCCGAGCUUCUCCCGCGUGAUAUCGAAGAAGGCGCCCGGCGGGCUGAAUAGCGCGGACGAGGACCGCCACACGGCGGCGUUUGCGCGCGUGAACUCGCGGCAGGCGGCGGGGGGGGUGAGCAGCGCGGAUGGAGGGGGAGGCGGAGGGGGGUCGCACCACACGUCCCCAUUCGGGAGAGUGAAUUCGAGAAAAGCGGCGGGGGGAGUGAACAGCUCGGAGGACGAGCAGCGGCAUAGAGAGGAGCGGGAGAGACAUAAGGAGGAGCGCGAGAGGAUGAGAGAAGAGCGACACACGACGGCGUUUGGGCGGGUGAACUCUAAGAAGGCAGCCGGGGGAGUCAAUAGCGCGGACGGGGAAGGGGGGCAUGGGCACGGGGAGAGGGCGGAAAGGGGGUUCGGGCGGGUUAACUCGAGGCAGGCGGCGGGGGGAGUGAACAGCGCGGAUGGGGAAGGGGGCCAUGGGGAGAGAGAACGAGAGCGGUCGUAUGGGCGGGUGAACUCCCGGCAGGCGGCUGGGGGAGUGAACAGCGCGGACGGGGACGGGGCGGGGCACGGGGAACGGGGAGAGCGGGCGGAGAGGGCAUUUGCGCGCAUAAACUCGCGGCAGGCGGGGGGGGGAGUGAACAGCGCGGACUCGGGGAGCGAGCAGCGCAGCAGCCGCGAGCGCGCUUAUAACAGAGUCAACUCGAAACAAGCCGCGGGCGGAGUAAACAGCGCCUCUACUUCCGCCCACGGAGGCGCGGGAGGGGGAGGGGGGGCGGGAGCGGAUGGAGGGCCCGGGGACGUGUACAACAACCAGAGCUCGAGCUUCCUGGAGCGAGAUAAAGAGCUGCUCCGCGCGUUUCUGUCGAACCCGCAGCAGUGGGACUCGCUGCUGGCGCGCACGCCCAUGCACGCGCGGUUCCUGGCGACGGUGCGAGAGCUGCGCGAGGCACAGCGCGACGAGCUGCGACGCAUGCGCGACGUGAUCAUGGGGCAGAAGCAGGCGCUGGACGUGGAGGACAUCCACGGGCUGGGGCUGGGCGUGCUGCAGGUGCUUGCCUCUGUCCUAUGUGACUCUAUCAAGGUCACUUCCACCAGCAGAGAAGACCUCGUUACAGUGUGCCUCGCUAUGGGCCCAUGGCACCCCACAGCUGGAGACGAUAUGGAGGACCACCAUUCAGGAGGCGCCACUGGUUCGGGCGGCAUGGGCGGCAUGGGUGUUGCAGCAGGGGGCCCUGUGCGGGACGCAGCAACUCUAAGGCAGGAAGCAGCGCAUGCAGCAGCAAUGGCAGCAAAGCAGAUCGAGGAAGAGGAGGAAGAAGCAGCAGCAGCUGCUGCUGCCGCCGCAGCAUCCGCAUCCACAUCAGCAGCAGCAGCGUCGUCAGCUCCCGGGGGGGGAAUACCACGAGCAGGGGGGAAGGAGCGGGUGAGCAGGCGGCGAUCGGUGGAGUCGGCGCGAGAGAGCGGAGGGGGGGAGGACAGCCCCGGGAGUGAAUCCGAGCGGUCUGAGGCGAGCUUUAUGAGUGUGGAGAGCGGGAGGCAAUCGAGCAGCGGGGGCAAGCGGUCGUCACGGAAAGGCGCGUUGUCUUCAAAGCAGAAAAAGGAGCUUGAGAAGCUCAAGAUGGAUGUGCAAGUUAUGGAAGAGAAGAGCCGCAUGAGGGGGGAAGGCGCUGGGGGAGAGUAUGGGGGCGAAGGGGGAGGAGCAGCGGCAGGGGCGGCGGAUAUGGAUACGAUCUGGGCGAAUCUGAAUCUGGGCAAGACAAAUGACGACCCGAUGCAGAAGCAGCGGCCGUCGACGGGGGUCCCGACGCGGCGGUCCCGUGGGCUGGAGUUUGUCAAGUCGAACAGCGAUCACCUGGACGUGCGGAGCCCUGGGUCGACAGCAUCUCUGAGCUUCCGAGAUGAGGAGGGGGGUGAUGGGGAGAAGAAGAAGAGUAGCAAGGAGAAGAAAGAGAAGAAGGAGAAGAAGGAGAAGAGCAAGAGGCGGUCGUCGGCUGUAGAUUCUGCCUCAGGGCAGGACAUGAGUGAGGGGGAGAUGUCCAGCACUAGUAGAAGCUCCAGGGCCAGUGCGAAGCCGCGGCGGUCGCGGCAGCACCACCAGCCAGCGCAGGUGCUAGAGGAAGGCGGGGAGAGCGGCAGCAUGGGGUCCGACUCCCACCUGCCCCCUCUCGCCCCAAACCACGCGGGAGGGUCGGCGCUGGGAAGGCUGUCCGUGGGAUCGUCGGAGCUGGGAACGAACGACCUGUCCCUGGUCGAGUCUGGGUCUGGGAGCAUGGUGGAGGGGUCGUUGGGAGAGGAGCAGGAUGAGGAAUUGGAGGAGGUGAUGAGGCUUGAGCAGGAGGCCCUACUGCGUUUCUCCCAGGGCACGCGGCAGCUGGAGAAGCAGAUUAAGGAGGAUCGGAAGCAGGCGGACGCGGCUGCGACACGCUUGAAUGCAGCUAAGGAGAAGCUAGCGGCGGCGCAGAGAGCCGUAGAGGAGGAGGAGAGGAAGGUGGCUGAGGCGGAUGAGAGAUUCAAGGGGUCGGUGAUGGCGAUGGAGGACGGGAAGGAGCUUAUGGAGGAGGCGUGCCUGGUGGUGAAGAGCAAGGCUUCGGAGUGCCGGGCGGCGUGGAAGAAACACCUGGACGUGACCAACCGGCUGACGUCGGCACUCCAGAUGGGCACGCCGGGCGCGAGGAAAUCCGCGAACCGGCAGCGGCAGGAGGACUUUGAGCUGGCUGCGAAGACGCACGAGGAGUUUGUGCGGCUGUAUGAGGAGUUAGAGGCGCUCUGCAAGCCGAGCCUCCAGCAGGCGAUCACAAGGCUGGCGAGCUGUGCUCUGAGAAUGGACGAUGCGGAUCUGGGAAUGGGCGGUGGCAUGGGGGGGGUGGUGGGGGGAGGGAGGGAUGGAGUGCGUCAAGGUGUGAGUGAGUGGUGGGGAGCAAGUGUGCUGAGUGAGUGGUGUGGGGAGCAAGUGUGCCGAGAGGGUGGAAGGCUGGACAGGAAGGAAGGGAGUGUGGUGAGGCGGUUUCAGUUGGGCUGAUAGAAGUAGGGGAGAAAAUGCCUCACUGGAAAAGCAGAAGCGCCCUUUUUGAAGGGGGUUAUAGGCGAUCAUAGAAGAAGGGAAGGGCUAGAAGGAGGUAAAAGGGUGAUGUACAUGGGAGGAGGCUGAAGGGAUGUGAUAGGGGACAGGGAAUAGGGGACAGGGGACAGGGAAUGAUCAGCUGAGAGAGCUGAGGUGAAGGGGGUGGAGGAGAGGAGGAGAGGAGUACGGCCCAGCGGAUCGGAUUGUGUGUGGCUGAGUCUGCAUGGUUGCAUGCAGGCAGGAGUGCUGGCAGAUGGAUGCUGGCAGGAUGGAUGCUGGUAGGCAGGCGGUGCCAGGUGAAAGGUGAACUUGGUGCAGCCCAGCAGGCUUGUCAAAGCAGCGCCUCAAAGCAAUCUCAAGUCGCCGCCCUACUGCUGCUGCUGCUGCUGCUGCUGCUGGUGUCGCUGCCGCUGCUACUGCUGUUAGUGGGAAGACCAGGGGCUGGAAGAUUGGGUUGACUGGCAUGUCUCAUCAGAUGUGCCCAGUGCUUCCGAUAGAGCAGGUGGACUGUUAGUGUUAGGUGGUACUAGUAUUUUCCAGGAUGCCUGUUUUCUUGUUGUCUGCUGCUGCUUGGUGCCCUUGGGAGGGACCUUCCCAAGUCUGUGGGGUGUGGCUGCUGCUGUCCUGGCUGGUUCUGGGGUCAGCUGCAUUUCCAGUGUCUGCAGGAGGACUUCAAGGGUUAGCUUGGGGGCAACAUCACCUGUUGCUAACCUCCCCCUCUCCUGCCCACCCCUCCCCCACCAGCCUGCCCUCUGUCUCGUUUUUUCUUGAUCUCUCGCCCCCUCUCCCUCCCACACUCUUCCCUCUAGCCUCAUCUUUCUUUUAUGUUCUACUACCCCACCUCCCGUCCUCCACUUUCACUCGUCCUCCCCCUUCCCUCGAGCCUUAGAUACAGUAGAGUAACCCCUCUGUUCUCUCCCUCGUUUCCUAAUGUGCGUCUGACAUUACUUUUUCCUUAAGGGUAGUUGCUUCCACAAGUUGGCUGACCGUCUGACUCUUGAUUAUUAUUAUGGAGGAUCUUGUUUAGGGAUGUUGACAGGCAUGUAUUGGGGGAAAUGGUAAUGUGGGAGCGCAUCUGAUGGCUAA
Molecule: messenger RNA, 5807 nt
Organism: Closterium sp. NIES-67
Lineage: Eukaryota; Viridiplantae; Streptophyta; Zygnematophyceae; Desmidiales; Closteriaceae
Source: the annotation of a GenBank genome assembly